ACUUGAUCAACCUCGAUCAAUAGUUCUGUCCCAGAGUUUGUUUCGAAGGGAUCUGCUGCAUCUUCAUUUCCCAGAUUUCUCCUCCUAUUAAUCCAAUCAUCUGUAGAAGAAGGCCUAUCCAAAACUAAGCCAUCCAGAAGAAAUGACAUUCUCGACUGCACGGCUCUAUAGAUAUAUCAGAUUCCUUUCACAUCAUCCUAUUUUAGGCUUUGUAAGUUUCAUAGCCCAUAUAAUACCGGUGUACUUGUGCCCAUUCAUACGCACUGUCGAUCUUCUCGCUGCUGGUGAUGUUCCAGUUGUUGCCCUACCAUCUGUGGUGUAUCUGUUCUUGGAUCCUCUGUUUCUAUAUGCUCCUUUAAUCAACGGGGACACCAAAUGUCUCGUGUUAGACCACAGAUUGAAGAUAACAGCUCUUGUUUUUCGAUCUUGGGGAGAUCUUCAUUACCUAGUAAAGAUGUUUGAAGGCCUUCGGCGGAAGAGCCCUAUCUCUAAGAAACUGUCGGGGCUGGCAAUUGACACGCUGGCUAUUCUACCUAUUCCACAAGUUACAAUCUUAGGUUUUCUUCCGAAGAUGAGGGGCUCCAACUCUUUGAAGACAAUGAAUGUUCUCACCUCCCUUAUUGUACUGCAAUAUCUGCCACGAGGUUACCCCCUCUAUCAACUGUGCAGUACGUGGAAUACAUGGACCAUUGGCGGUACGGGAUACAAGCUUCCAAAUUGGUCUUUAAUUGUCAUCAAUAUCUAUGGGUACAUUAUUGCCAGCCAUAUAUUCGGAGCAUUUUGGUACUUUUUCUCCAUCCAACGAGAGAUAGAGUGUUGGGAACAUGCUUGCAGAAUUGAAAAUGGAUGUGAAUUUAGUACUUCAUGUGUUCAAAAUACAUACAGAAAUAUCACACUUUUGAAGAACUUGUGCCCUAUAGAUCCCCCAAAUAAACAAAUAUUCGAUUUUGGCAUAUUUCGUGAUGCUUUACAAUCCGGCAUUCAAGGAUCAACAAAUUUUUCACAAAAAUGGCUGCGAUGUUUUUCAUGGGGCAUACGAAAUCUAAGUUCUUUUGGUUCAAACCUUGGUGAUACCAGUGCAUAUGGAUGGGAAAACUUGUUUGUGGUUCUCAUUUCGAUAAGUGGCUUGCUACUGUUUAUGUAUCUCUUGGGGCACGUGCAGGAAAUUAUGCAGAAGGUCAACAAACCAAUUAAAGAAAUGAUUAAUAUACGAUCCAUAUUACAUGAAUAUGGCAUGUCUGAUGAUGAGAAUCAUGGGAUGGAGAAGAAAAUCAAGCUUGUGGUAAAGUCUAAACUUCAACACGUUGAAAACCCUAUUGUGGAGAAUAUGUCUUCAAUUCUUUCCCUAGUAGAAGAUAAAAAAUUUACUAUGCAGAUCAGACGCAAACUCUUCAUGGAUAAACUCAAGAAAGUCGAAGGGCUUAAAGAUAGAACGGAAGAAGUUUUGGAAAAAAUUUGUGAGUGUCUUGAGCCAAUGAUCUAUAGGAAGGGAUGCUACAUUAUUCGAGAGGGGGAGCCACUUGAUAUGAUGUUCUUCGUCACAUGGGGCAAUGUACUCACCUAUGCGACUAAUAAUGGUGGAUCAAAUGGUUCUUCAGGUACCAUCCAACAUGAGAAAGAGAAAGAUGAUCUGUAUGGCAAAGAGCUUCUAACUUGGGCAGAAGAGCGUUCUGACAAAUUGUCCUACUUACCGAUCUCUCCCAUAACUGUCAAGUCCCACAACAAAGUUGAAGUCUUUGCUCUCCAAGCUACCGUUUUACAGCUUGUUGUCUCUAAAUUCCAAAGUCAGUUCAAUCUCACCAUAGCUGUCGAUAAUGAAAUAGUGAAUUAAUUUACUUAUCUCAUUCCUAUAAAUGCCAUUUUAUUUUACUAUAGUUAGGAUCUACGCCAAGUUUAAUUUGCUUUAUGGUAGGGCGUUUGAAGACCUCAAUGCUAUGUAACACGUUCAAAUAAAAAUUGAAGGUGUGAAUCC
Messenger RNA from Rosa chinensis, 1972 nucleotides. Its product is annotated as cyclic nucleotide-gated ion channel 1. Lineage: Eukaryota; Viridiplantae; Streptophyta; Magnoliopsida; Rosales; Rosaceae. The record is from RefSeq and is a predicted model, not a curated record. The transcript has 8 exons. The coding region runs from base 143 to 1831 and encodes 562 amino acids.